CCUUCGCCGGGUUCGUCUAAUUUGAGUCGGUGCCUGCUGGAGAAGCGUUUUAGCGAAAUUUCGGGAACAAACUGCUUUCGAACUGCACGAGGAUUUUCCUUGAAUUUUGCAUUCUUUGCAAAACAAAGUGUGUACUGCGGGUCCCUUGCAGUGAAGAGCUGUAUACCUUUUUCGACCAACAACGAAGGGAAGAGUCGGACGCAACAGGAAGUUCGAGAUCUAGCUGAAGUGAGGAAGGGAAGAAAACAAACACCACAACGAUACCACCAGAAGCAGAGCCGAAUUGUUAGAUAAAAUCCUACGUGAAACAUCUCUCCGCUUGAAUAGUCGACAAGAGGACUCCGCUGGAAAACAUCCAUUCCUUCCGUAGGAGUAACAAGUCUCAUUAUGCCAACCGAAGAGGAACGUCUAGUUAUACCGGAUGUGCCCCGGGGUCCCCUAUGUGCGUACCGGUCGAAGGCGAAGUUUAACUGGAAAGAUUUUAGGCUAGUGCUGGAGGAUAAGGAACUGAUUAAAAUUAAAUAUGAUAUCUGGUGUCGGUUAGAAUCGGAACCACUUUUCUCGCCGGUUACGUCAACACUCUCGGCCGACCAGCAGAAGGAACGUGCGGCCCGGCAGGUGAACCGGAUCACAGAUCUGGAGCUAGCGCCGUCAGAAAUCUACUCGAAACCCUACAAGUACCGCGUCCGCUACCUAAUGAGCAUCAACGAGGCGCUGCACGCUGUCUGUCCGAGCCUGUCGGUGAAGAUUGCGCUCGGUGUUGGCCUGUUCACCAAUUCACUGCUGGCGAUGGGUACCGAGCGGCACCAGGACACGUACAAUAAGGCGUGGAAUAGGGAGAUCGUCACUUGCCUGGCGAUCACGGAGGUUUCGCACGGCAGCAACACCAAGCGGUGCCGCACGACGGCCAAGUACGAUCCGAGUACGCAGGAGUUUAUCAUCCACACACCGGACUUUGAGGCGGCCAAGUGCUGGGUGGGCAACCUGGGCAAGACGGCGUCGGUGGCGCUACUGUUCGCGAUCCUCUACACGGCCGACGGCCAGAGCCAUGGGCUGCAGGGAUUUCUGGUGCCAAUUCGCGAUCCGAAGACGCUCCUGCCGUACCCGGGCGUGACGGUGGGUGACAUCGGUGAGAAGAUCGGGCUGAACGGCAUCGACAAUGGGUUCGUGAUGUUCAACAACUAUCGGAUCCCGCGCGAGAAUCUGCUGAACCGGACGGGUGAUGUCACGCCGGAGGGUGUGUACGAGAGCACGUUCAGUGAGCCGGGUAAAAUCCUCGGUGCGGUGCUGGAGUCGUUCUCGGCCGGUCGAUUGGGGAUCAUGCAAGAAUCCUCCAACACGCUCUCCCAUGCGGCCGUCAUUGCGGUGCGAUAUGCGGCACUUCGCAAACAGUUUGGCCCCGAUCGUGAUGGGCCCGAGCAGUCGAUCAUCGAAUAUCAACUACACCAAUGGCGCAUCUUCCCCUACCUAGCGGCGGCCUGCGUACUCAAGGUGUCCGUGUUUGCCAUGACCGAGAUCUACCUGGAGACGGUGCAAAAGUCUCAGGCCGAAUCGAACGGGUUCGAACUGCUUACACAGAUCGUAUCGGAAAUUCACGCGCUCGUGUCGUCGUCGAAGCCACUCGUCACGUGGACCGCGCGGGACGCAAUCCAGGAAUCGCGCGAAGCGUGCGGCGGCCACGGGUAUCUGCGGGCGGCCAACUUGGGCGAGCUUCGAAACAACCACGAUCCGAGCUGCACCUACGAGGGCGACAAUAACGUGCUCGGCCAGCAGGCUUCGAACUGGCUUAUCCGGCAGUGGAAGAACGCCAAGGUGGAGAGCCCAGUCGGGACGGCCACUUUCAUCAACCGAAGGCAGCAGAUUUUGAAUGGGAAUUUUGAAGCCCUACGAGGUUCGGGUGUGAGCGUUGAAAGUUCACAGUUCGUUAGUCAGUGCUACGAGUGGCUUAUGUGCUGGCUGCUCCAGCAAAGCGUAACACAGAUGGAGGAAGCCAGUCGAGCCAACUUGGAUUCGUUUACGGCCCGCAACAACUGUCAGGUAUAUCGGGCGCGUGACCUAAGCCGAGCCUACGCCGAAUAUUACGCGUUGGAAAGUUUCAGGACGCGAUGUGCACGGAGUGAUGUUGGUCAGGACCUCCGUCCGGUGUUGUUCAACGUGUACCUCGUGUACGGGCUGUGGUGCAUCGACCGGCACAUGACCACCUUCUACGCUGGAUCGUUUGCCAACGGGCCCGCCUUUGGUGACGCCGUUCGCAGCACGCUGUUGCGCGUGUGCGGAGAAAUGAAGGAUUCGGCCGUGGCCAUCGCCGAUGCACUGGCCCCACCCGACUGGGUGCUCAAUUCGGUGCUUGCCAAGUCCGACGGGCGCCUGUACGAGAACAUUCAAUCGGUGUUUAUGACAAAUCCGGGUGCGAUGGAACGGGCCGCGUGGUGGAAGGACAUCAUACCGACGAAGCAGAAAAGCAAACUGUAAAGGGAUGGUCGACCGGCGGCGGGUCGAGCCCUUAACGAUGUCCUCUCCGGAAGGCAACGAUUCGAAGUGUGCAAGAAGGUAUUUUUGAAGGCUUUUUUACGGGUUUAUUUUUGUUCUGUUUUACGGAUACGGAUCUUUUAACGAGGACUAUCCCAUCCGAUCCGAUACGAUUUGGUAACGAAUCACAACCAGUAGUGCAAUCUAGGGAGAGAAUCCGUAUCUACGGAGAGAACCGGAAUUAUCCGUGAAGCAUCAUCGUACGUUAAUGUCUGUAUGUUAAUGUGUAUAUUAAUUGUGUCUAGGUCAGGCGAAUAGUGCGUACAAACUCCCGUCGUCAACUUCUCAAAUGGUCAUUGGGAUACAACAAUGAGUUCAUAUUUGUACGUGCCGGGUGGCCAUAUCAAUAAGGAAUAACGUUUUCGCAGUUUCGUUUUAAAUGCACACGGUUUUUCAUA
Anopheles coustani is the source of this 2927-nucleotide messenger RNA. Its product is annotated as peroxisomal acyl-coenzyme A oxidase 3. The record is from RefSeq and is a predicted model, not a curated record. Gene Ontology annotation, molecular function: FAD binding; fatty acid binding; pristanoyl-CoA oxidase activity. Gene Ontology annotation, cellular component: peroxisome. NCBI's taxonomy places the organism in Eukaryota, Metazoa, Arthropoda, Insecta, Diptera, Culicidae. Bases 388 to 2472 code for a protein of 694 amino acids. Gene Ontology annotation, biological process: fatty acid beta-oxidation using acyl-CoA oxidase; lipid homeostasis. The transcript has 7 exons.